CACUUCACAGUUCACAAAGGUUACCCCCCACCUCGCCCGCGCGCGGUGGUUCGUGUUAGUCCAGUCACAGUCACACAGCAGCCGUUUCUCUCUUCUCUUCUCUCCCCCGGAGGGGAUGGCCGGUCGCCGGAGCAGCCUCUCCAUGGUCGCGUCGCACCGGCUGUUCGCGCCCGCGGUGCACCCUGUGGGCGGCGCAGCCGCAGACCAUGGCGUGGAGCUCGACGAGGCCGACGUCAUCUGGGGCGGCGGCGGCCAGACGUCGUCCUCUCCGUCGUCGUCGUCGUCGUUCCUGUCCUCCGCGGCCGACCCGUACGCGCGGUCGCCGCCGGUGGCCGCGCCGUCGUCCAAGCAGAAGCCGCGUGGCGCGGGUGGCGCUCCGGCUCCGGGGCCGGCGUCGGUGCCCGUCAACAUCCCGGACUGGUCCAAGAUCCUGGGCGCCGAGUACGCCGGGAGCUGCGCCGCGGCGCGCGCGGCCGGGUGGGCGGCGCACGACGACCGCGCGGACUUUUUCACCGACGACUGCGGCACCGGGGGCCGGCGCUGGGUGCCACCCCACGAGGUGGUGCAGGGCCGGGAUCGCGCGGCGGCGUCUUUCUCCGUGCGCGAGGGCGUGGGACGCACGCUCAAGGGCCGCGACCUCCGCCGCGUCCGCAACGCCAUCUGGGAGAAGACCGGCUUCCAGGACUGACCGACCGGUGUCAGCCUCAGCACCGUCGCCGGUCGCCGCCCACCUUUGACGGCAAUGCCUGCCGCGGCGGCCUCGUUGAUCCCGUUCUCGCCUUGAGGAGGAAGAGAGGAGGAGCUUUCGCUUGAUUAGUGUGGCCUUAAUCCUUCUGGAUUAAUUCUUCGACGAGUUCUUUUUUCUUUGUUGUAUUUUGGUUCUUGUCGUUCUAGUCGUGAUCGCUGAGGAAGAGAGUAGAGAUUAGAAGCCUCUGUUUUUGGCAUUUUUUUCCCGGAGAGGCUCCGUCGAUGUACUACCACUAUUAUUAAAAUUAAUUCAUCUUGAUUACUACUAGUAUUAAUUA
This is a messenger RNA of Sorghum bicolor (sorghum), 1025 nucleotides long. RefSeq lists its product as uncharacterized. The record is from RefSeq and is a predicted model, not a curated record. The coding region runs from base 116 to 688 and encodes 190 amino acids. NCBI's taxonomy places the organism in Eukaryota, Viridiplantae, Streptophyta, Magnoliopsida, Poales, Poaceae. The transcript has a single exon.